AUGUCUCGAAUGGCGCCGCCCGGCAUGACUAGAGUUGAUGACUACGAUCCUGGUCUUGCACCGGACAAGCUUCCUCCUGUUACAGAAAUCUAUCCCCAGGUUCUGGAAUAUCUCGAUCACCCAGAGGCUCAUACGGAUCAGUUUGACCAACUGCCGCAUUUCAGGAACCAAUUGGGGUUAAUUAUGAAAGAGAUUGAGUCUUAUCGAUCCUUGCUCCAAGACCAAGCCAAUCUCAGAGAGGAGCAUCUGCGACUACAGACCGAGAACUCGAAGUUCAGAGCAUAUCUCAAUUCCAGCCUUGCACCCCGAGAGCCCGCCGUUGCAAGCCCUUCAGCAUUUUCACACAACAGCCCAAGACUACCAACAGAAACGAGAGGCAAAUCGUGGGAUAAUAUUGCCCUUGAUUUGAUAUAA
Messenger RNA from Penicillium nucicola, 414 nucleotides. Its product is annotated as PHD finger protein. The transcript has a single exon. The record is from RefSeq and is a predicted model, not a curated record. NCBI's taxonomy places the organism in Eukaryota, Fungi, Ascomycota, Eurotiomycetes, Eurotiales, Aspergillaceae. The coding region runs from base 1 to 414 and encodes 137 amino acids.